AGCCCACACUGGCUGUAGGUAAGCUCAACCCACCUCACACAGGACACAAUUCUGAGAGGUCACAGCUCCGCGACUCAACGCGACUCAACUCUCGGCUUUAUAUUUCAAGGGGGUUUUUGUGCCCAAAUUGGAGUUCUUACGUCAUUUUUAUGGAUAAAGAACAUUACAUGAUUUGACCGAUAAAUGGAGAACGGACCGGAGGAGUUUCGUGGAGCUACACGGCAACAACACGGCGGAAAAGGUCGCAGUGGCUUGUGAAGCUACAGGUAGGAGCCGUUAUGCGACGUUAAGCUAGCGAGCGGAAGAGUGGGUCUUCCGGGCCAGGAGCAUGACUGAUCAGCCGGAGCAGAGCGAAGAAACGGGCCUGCUCUCAACACAGGACCUGGACCACUCCAAGGACGACGACACACACGGCCACUUCAGGUUUCACCUGAUUGAAGACCUGUCCUAUGAAGAUGUGAAGAAAUGUUACCGGGGCUCGUGUGUGUCUUGCAGCGGCUUGCUCCAGGCCUUGGAUGUGCGCGAGUGUGUGUGUGUGUACGGUGCCAACGUGCUGAGCCUGGUGCAGAGCUCGCGCCCUUUGAGGGAGAGGGUGGUGUCUGCGGCGAGUGGAGCCAGAGUGGCCGGUGGUGGCGGAGUGGCGGGUUGCGCCGGUGGUGCUGUGCAGGCAGGCCGGUCUGCUAAGGAGAUGCUCAUGACUCUGCCCUGUCCCUCUGCACAGACUGUCAGCAAGUACAACUCGCAGUACCACAAACUGUUCCAGUGUGUGCCCAAGGAUGAGAUCCUCAUGAAAGUGUACUCCUGUGCUCUUCUCAGAGAUAUUCUUCUACAAGGCCGGCUCUAUAUUUCCAGAAACUGGCUGUGUUUCUAUGCCAACCUCUUUGGCAAGGACAUUAAGGUGGCUAUCCCUGUUGUUUCCGUGAGGUUGGUGAAGAAGCACAAAACAGCGGGCCUUGUGCCCAAUGGCUUGGCUAUAACCACGGACACUGGCCAGAAGUAUGUAUUUGUAUCUCUGCUGUCAAGAGACAGUGUAUAUGACGUCCUCCGUAGGAUCUGCACUCACCUACAGGUCAAUGGGAAGAGUCUGAGCUUGAAGCAGUUCAUGGAGAAGCCGACCUUAUCGCUGGACGAGUUCCCAGUUCCGGACGAGUUCCCAGUGGUUGACGAAUUCCCAUCAGUGUUAAAGUGGAGAAGGAAACCCUCAGUGGUGUCUGUGUCGUCCUCCCUUCCUGACCUCCUGGGGAACUCCCCCAGCAGCCUGAGCGCCGUAGACACACCCUUCAAAUCAGAACAGCAGCUGGAAGAGCGAGCUCUGCAAACAGACAGAGGUCUUUUUUCAGAGCCACUGGCAGAGCUGGGCCAGAUGGAGUACCAGCUGCUGAAGUUCUUCACCCUGCUAAUCAUUCUCCUCAUCCUGUCAUCGUGCUACCUGGCCUUUCGUGUGUGCAGUCUGGAGCAGCAGCUGUCCUUCCUCAGUAACCCAAAUCUGCCCCUGAGAGAGAGGUAACCACUGAUCUCAGCUGUGACCCAUUGGAUUAGCGGCUGUUUUCUCUUCUCAUGCUUUGGGCUGAUGAUGCCCUCCUGCACAUAUCCAGGACCAGCUUUAGAGCCCAGAAAAGAUAAACCCCUGCACCCGCCGCGAAACAUGAAGGAGCAACAGUAACCCGAGUCCAGGCAUCUUACAGACCUUCCCCUCCGCGGAAUGACUUCUGAUUUAGUGAUCACUUCCAGACUAUGCAAACAGACUGUUUAUUUAUUUAUGAAUUUAAAGUAGGUUUUUACUGUAGAUUAUGAUUGUCUACCAUUGCCUAUCCCUCUCACAGACAUUUCAUCUUUACCUACACGAAAGUGUAAACCUCAAUACCCUAAAAUAGUGAGCCGCUUGCAGUUGAAGCUGCUGUUUGUGACACUGAUGAAGUGUAAGGAGUGGUGAUGGAGACUAGAGGUGGAGUUGGAGGAUGGAAAGGUAAGAGAUAAUUCAACACAUUAAUUACUUGAAAAGACAGAUAGUAAAGAUAUUUCAGGUGUGUUAAUAUCCAACAUAUUCUGACUGACAAGUGGACUAAACCAAAUGUUUUUUUUUCUUCUGGUGAGAUCUUGGCAUAGCCCCAUAGACUGUCAUUGUUAUUUUUUUACAGUCUAUGCAUAGCCCUCAGUCAGACGGCUAAAACAAGCUACGACAAUGCACUUUUUUUAGUCAUAUUUCAAAUGUAUGUAACAGUUUUAAGAGUUUAGAUCUAUUUUUUGUGCUAGGUAAUAGGUACCCGAUUGUCAUUUUUGAGGGUAUUUAUGGAAGAAAGUCCUGCUGUGACCACAGACACUUGACUGAAUGGAGUUACCUGUCAUUUAACUGUAAUAUACUGGAGCGUUAACACCACCUGUGGGUGUUAACUAUAAUGUGAAUGAGAUGGUUAGGUGACAUGCAUACUUUUUGUUUUUAGUUGUACUGAUCAGCUGUGUAAUUUAAGUUUUUUUUACAUUAUACAUUUCAAAAGAAGUCACCAAAAACUUAGAAAUGAUAACGUUAGGAUGAUUAUAUCUUUGUCUGAAGAUAUUUAAUGAACUUUGCAGAGAUGGGUGAAAUGUUGUCCCAGACUAGUUUGUGAAAUUGAAUGAAUUAAAUUGGCGACAAAAUGUAGAUACACAAAAA
Molecule: messenger RNA, 2650 nt
Organism: Sander lucioperca (pikeperch)
Lineage: Eukaryota; Metazoa; Chordata; Actinopteri; Perciformes; Percidae
Gene: gramd2aa
Product: GRAM domain containing 2Aa
Exons: 12
Coding region: 329-1507 (392 amino acids)
Biological process (GO): regulation of store-operated calcium entry
Cellular component (GO): endoplasmic reticulum membrane; organelle membrane contact site; extrinsic component of cytoplasmic side of plasma membrane
Molecular function (GO): phosphatidylinositol-4,5-bisphosphate binding
Source: RefSeq, a predicted model, not a curated record